Messenger RNA from Empidonax traillii (willow flycatcher), 695 nucleotides. Its product is annotated as coiled-coil domain-containing protein 124-like. Gene Ontology annotation, molecular function: transcription coactivator activity. Gene Ontology annotation, biological process: transcription by RNA polymerase II. Gene Ontology annotation, cellular component: nucleus. The record is from RefSeq and is a predicted model, not a curated record. The transcript has 3 exons. The annotation marks the transcript as partial. NCBI's taxonomy places the organism in Eukaryota, Metazoa, Chordata, Aves, Passeriformes, Tyrannidae.
AACUCCUGAGGGAGCUGGGGGGGCUCAGCCUGGAGAAAAGGAGGCUCAGGGGGGACCUUUGGGCUCUGGAACCCCCUGACAGGAGAGGGAAGCUGGGGGGGAUUGGGCUCUGCUGCCAGGGAACAAGAGACAGGAGAACAGGGAAUGACCAGGAGAUGUUCAGGUUGGACACCAGGAGGAAUUUCCCCAUGGAAAGGGCUGUCAGGCACUGGCAGGGGCUGCCCAGGGGGGUUUGGGGUCCCCGCCCCUGGAGGUGCCCAAGGAAGGAUGGAGGUGGCACUCAGUGCUCUGGGCUGGGGGACAGGAGCACCUUGAGUGAUGCCCAAGAAGUUCCAGGGGGAAAACACCAAGUCGGCUGCUGCCCGAGCGAGGAAAGCCGAGGCCAAGGCAGCGGCCGAUGCCAGGAGGCAGCAGGAGCUGGAAGAUGCCUACUGGAAGGACGAGGACAAACACGUGAUGAGGAAGGAGCAGAGGAAGGAGGAGCGGGAGAAGCGGCGGCUGGAGCAGCUGGAGCGCAAGAAGGAGCUGCAGCGCCUGCUGGAGGAGGAGGACUCCAAGCUCAAAGGGAAGUCACCCAAGCAGGUCACUCCAGGGAAGGUCACCAGGGCCCAGAUCGAGGAGACGAUCAGGAAAGACCAGCAGCAGAAGGAGAACACGGAUACAGGUUUGGGAAUGCCAUGGAAAGGCCCUGGCGA